Molecule: messenger RNA, 2421 nt
Organism: Trypanosoma theileri
Lineage: Eukaryota; Euglenozoa; Kinetoplastea; Trypanosomatida; Trypanosomatidae
Product: AP-1 complex subunit gamma
Exons: 1
Coding region: 1-2421 (806 amino acids)
Biological process (GO): receptor-mediated endocytosis; intracellular protein transport; Golgi to vacuole transport
Cellular component (GO): Golgi apparatus; membrane coat; AP-1 adaptor complex
Molecular function (GO): clathrin-cargo adaptor activity
Source: RefSeq, a predicted model, not a curated record
AUGUCUACACCUAAUACAACAAGACUACGGGAUUUAAUUGCCGCUGUACGUCAAUGCAAGACUGCUGCUGAGGAGCGUGCGCUUAUCAACAGAGAAAGUGCACAUAUUCGUGAAGCAUUCCGUGAAAACCGACCGUUUCUUCGUACGCGUAAUAUGUUGAAGUUACUGUACAUCUCCAUGCUUGGUUACCCAACAGAGUUUGGUCAGGUUGAGGUAUUGAGUCUGUUGGCGCAGGCAGAUUAUGCGGGGAAGCGUGUUGGUUACCUUACACUACAGAUGGUGCUUGACGAGAAUGAUGAAGUACUUACAUUGUCGGAGAACCACAUUAAAAAAGAUUUAACGCAAGGACAAUCCCUCAUUCAGUCUAUGGCAUUGAAUGUGGUAGCGAAUAUUGCGAGUGAGGUGAUGGCACGUGAUAUGCUUGAUGAGAUAUCUAAACUUGUUACUUCAUCAAAUGCUUACUUGGGAAAAAAGGCUUGUCUCGCAGCUAUACGAAUUGUGAAAAAGAUUCCUGACUAUGCUGAGAUAUUUUUGGAGACAUUUUCAAAUUUAUUUCUUGAACGUACUCCAAGUGUACUUAUUUGUUCUGUUACUCUUGUUAACGAGUGUCUACAACUUCCACAGGGUGAACAAUUUUUAUCUAAAUACCGUUUGAUGGCAAAUGCUGCAGUACGUGUUUUGAAGCAGCUAGUUUUAUCGUCACGUGUGACGGAUCAAGAUGUUUGUGGAAUUUCUGAUCCUUUCCUUCAAGUAAAGAUUCUGGAAUUUAUGCGACUUAUAGGAAAAGGGAGUCCUGUUACUUCUGAAGCUUUAAAUGAUGUAUUAGCGCAAGUACUUACUAAUACCGAUGGAAGUCGAAAUGUUGGUUCUGCAGUUCAAUAUGAAUGUGUAAGGACUAUUUACGCUAUAGAAGGAGAUGAAGGACUUCGUACUUUAGGUAUUAAUACAAUAGGUCGUUUCCUUUCUUCAACUGACAAUAAUCUACGUUUUGUAGCAUUACAAUCAUUAUUAAAUUAUUCUUCUCGAGAUGCAGAUGCUGUUCGAGAACAUCAAUAUACAAUAUUGGAUUGUUUGAAAGAUGUGGAUAUUUCUAUCCGCCGACGUGCUGUGGAUCUUACGGUAGCACUUGUAAAUGAAAAAAAUGUCCGUUUGCUUGUACCUGAUUUAAUUUCUUAUUUAACUGUAUGUGUUGAAGAGAUGCGAGAGGAUGUGACGUUGCACUUAUGUCGGAUUAUAGAGAGUAAAUCACCAAGUACUGAGUGGCGUGUCGAACUUUCGCUUCGUCUUUUACGUUUGGCGAAGCAAUAUGCUCCAAUAGAUUUCGCUACUCGGUUUAUUGCUUUACUUUCAAAUGAAUCCACAGAAAUUCAAACAUCGGCAGUUUUAUCGAUGUGGGAAGAGGCUUCAUACCCAUUUGAUGCCCUUCAUCAAUCUCGCAAAGCAUUUCUUUUGGCAGCCGUAUGGGGUAUUGGUGAGUAUGCGGAUCUUUUAAUCCCUGCAAAAGGAUUAAAACCAGAAGAUGUAGCUAUUUGUAUUGCUGAUAUUACUAAUAAUAGCGCAUUUAAUAUGAUUAAAUGCUAUGGCUUAACGGCAUUAAUGAAAAUAGCUUCUAGAUUUCCAUCGACAAAAACAACUGUUCUUCCAGUAUUUGCAAAUUACGCUACAUGUUUGGAUUGUGAAUUACAACAAAGAGCGUGUGAGUAUACUUCAUUACUUGAAUCAUUUCCAGAGGAAGCUACUUUCAGUUUUUCUCGUAUGCCACCUAUUUAUCAAGCAGAUGAAGAAGAAGACUCUGUUCAACCUGUUCCUGAAGUAAAUCUUCCACCUGAAUUUUUACAGCAACAAGCUGCAGUUGCAUUGGAUGACUUAUUUAAUGUAAAUGCAAAUACUAGUCUUGCAGCUUCUUCUUCUGGAAAUAAAAAUAUUCAACAUACUGCUGCAGAUAUAGAUGACCUUUUCAGUACAAAAAGAGAAGAAGCUUCUGAUACAACAGCUUCUUAUUUAAAUUCGAAUGGACCUACUAUUGCUAAUACAACUCUGGGGACAACGGUAUUAGCAGCAGAACCAACAAAAGAUUCAGUUGCAGCGGUACCAGUGUUUAACUGUGAUGAUCUCUCUGUAAGUGUGAGUGGCGUAGAGAAGGAAGGUCUAAUAGCAACAAAUAUUAUUGUAGAAUCUAAAAUUGAUACUCCUUUGGAAAAUCUUACAAUACAAGUAGCAGUACCAAAAACAUGUACGUUAGAAAUUGGAUCUUUGCCAUCAACAGUAAUUCCAGCUCAUGGACGAAUGGUACACCAUUGUACUGUAGAUAACAGAAAAAAUACAAAGAAUCCCCAUCUCUUGAUGCUACGGAUCAAACUUUUGUAUACAGUUAAUGGGACUCCACGUUCGCAAUUGCUACAGGUGUCUCAGGAAGUGUAA